CCCACCCAGCCGCCCGACACAGCCUGCGCAAGGGACGGCCAAGGACGCAGCCGACUUGCAGCGACGGCGGGGGCUGCUGCUGCCGCUGCUGCCCGGGCGUCCCUGCGGUGGCGGCAGCGGCCACGGCGGCUCUUCCCGGGACCGAGCUCGGCCCGGCAGGCCUGGAGGGAGAGGCCGAGGUCCGCUCUGGGAGCAGGUCGGCUGCGGUGGAGCUGAGCGGGCAACCCGCUUCCCCCGGGGGCACCUCCGCUGCCUACUCCGUCGGCACGACUGUGGGAUUUUAUCUCUUGCUAUGAUGCCAGGGCAGAUUCCAGACCCAUCCCUGACAGCUGGCGCUCUGCCUGGCCUUGGCCCUUUGACCGGGCUUCCUGGUACCACCUUGACAGCAGAAGAGCUCAAGUAUGCUGACAUUCGCAACAUUGGUGCCAUGAUCUCACCACUGCAUUUCCUGGAAGUGAAACUGGGUAAAAGGCCUCAGCCAGUGAAAAGUGAGUUAGACGAAGAAGAGGAAAGGAGGAAAAGGCGGCGAGAGAAGAAUAAAGUAGCCGCAGCUCGAUGUCGGAAUAAAAAGAAGGAGAGGACAGAGUUCCUGCAGCGGGAAUCUGAACGUCUGGAGCUGAUGAACGCUGAGCUGAAAGCCCAGAUAGAGGAGCUGAAGCAGGAGAGGCAGCAGCUGAUCUUGAUGCUGAACCGCCACCGCCCCACUUGCAUUGUGCGGACAGAUAGCGUCAAAACACCCGAGAGUGAAACCAAUCCAUUGCUUGAGCAGCUAGAGAAGAAAUGAAGGGGGCACGGUGGGUCAGAAACCAAAAGACCAAGUGGGAUCUCUCUGACAGUGUCUCAUCUACGUACUGUGCGAAGAACUGUGCACUAAAGACUGGUGCAAACGGAACGCAGCGUGCUUCCUUGGGGAUUGCACAUACCAACCAAAUGGAGGGAAUGUAGACAGUGGCCACAGAAACAGUCCUGAGGAAGCUGUUCUCCUGUUCAAGGCUUCACUCCAGUGGGCAUGGCAGUUGCUGUGAGGGCUGAUCUGGUGCCUCAUCACGGCUCUGCCAUCUAUUUGCCAGCCUUGGAGAAUCUUCAAGACACGCACUGGAGUGCAUUCCGAGCCUGAAACACGUUGGGACGCUGGGAGGCGGUAUUGUGAUUUCCCGCCAGUUUUCCUCUCACUCCUGACGGCUGGCAUUCAGCAGGGACAUAAAGUCUCUGGAUAGCAGGCAGAGGAGGAAGCCUACAGCAGGCAAAGCCGCCCCAGCUUCGUCCUACUUUGAACUCGGCCUGUGUUCUCUGCACACUCUUCCGAACUAAACCAGAAACCAAGAAUGGCAAAACUUGACACAAGUCCUGCCUCAUUGCUGGGCCUGUCUGUGGCACUGUGGCGCAGGCGCCCCCACAAGCAUACCUUCAGUAUAAUGUUUACAGCCCAGCUGUCCAGGCCAUGCUUUGAAAAUGCACAUUUUUACACUUUUUUAUAUUUUUUACAAAGUUUUUUUUUAUACAGCAGUCUCUAUAUGGAUUUAUAUAAUCACUAGAUGUGAUCCCAUAGAAAUGUAUGUUAUUAUGGUCUCUUUGUUACAAACGCAUAUGCCACAGUUAUCUCCAUUGUGUUACUUGUUUUGGUGGCAUGGGCUCCUUUCCCUUGGCAUGCUGGGAAACAAGCCUGGGCCUUCACACAGGCUCUGCUGCCAUGUCCAUCCAUGUAUGUCAUUCAUAAUACUCAGUCCUGUAUCUCUCAGUAAAUGUUAAACUUUUACUUAUC
This is a messenger RNA of Sphaerodactylus townsendi, 1762 nucleotides long. It is a transcript of the gene JDP2, whose product is annotated as Jun dimerization protein 2. The transcript has 4 exons. Gene Ontology annotation, biological process: regulation of transcription by RNA polymerase II. Gene Ontology annotation, molecular function: RNA polymerase II cis-regulatory region sequence-specific DNA binding; DNA-binding transcription factor activity, RNA polymerase II-specific. NCBI's taxonomy places the organism in Eukaryota, Metazoa, Chordata, Lepidosauria, Squamata, Sphaerodactylidae. The record is from RefSeq and is a predicted model, not a curated record. The coding region runs from base 293 to 784 and encodes 163 amino acids. Gene Ontology annotation, cellular component: nucleus.